Paramacrobiotus metropolitanus is the source of this 3523-nucleotide messenger RNA. Its product is annotated as melanotransferrin-like. The transcript is spliced from 10 exons. Gene Ontology annotation, biological process: iron ion transport. NCBI's taxonomy places the organism in Eukaryota, Metazoa, Tardigrada, Eutardigrada, Parachela, Macrobiotidae. Bases 354 to 3254 code for a protein of 966 amino acids. The record is from RefSeq and is a predicted model, not a curated record. Gene Ontology annotation, cellular component: plasma membrane; early endosome; recycling endosome.
UUAUCGCCGCGGCCAGAAUUCCCCAGCAUUGAAAACCGGGCGAUAAAUGCGCAUGAGUAAACUGUCGAACAUAAAAUAUCCACACACACGCAUACAUGCUUUAUCUGUGAAUUUCUGUUCUUACCUGCAAUCAUCAAGGCUCGCACUACAUUACGCCAAAACUGAGACAUUUACAAGCUGACUGGCCGUAAGCACUCUGGCACAGUGUUUUAACGAGUCUAACCCAAUUUUCUUUCCGUUUGACUCUUCCAUUGUGAUCCGCCAUUAAUUGUCGACUUACAUAGCAGUUCAUUUAUUCCUCGUAAAGGUCAAUAUUGGUGAUCUCGGAUUGGCAUUUAUUUUUUGUGUGGAAAAUGCGGCGCGCGCCGGGAUUUUUCUGCGGAUUAUUCGUGCUGAUUUCGGUGGUGUCCGCCCAGUAUAAUAGCCAGUAUAAUCAAUAUAAUCCUAGUAAUCAGUAUCCCAAUCAGAAUCCCACACAGUCAUCGUACGGUUAUAAUCAGAAUGCUCAACAACAACAGGGCGGCAGCAAUUCGUGGUCGAAUCAGCAGCAACAACAGAAUGCCGGCAAUACAUACGGAUCGUACAAUACCGGUGAUCAGCAGCAAUGGCAAGUGAGCGGCCAGCAGAGCCUCUUCAAUCUGCCGCCCGGCGUAAUACCGCUACGUUUCUGCACGGUGGACGUCAGCGAGCAGCAACAAUGCCAGAAGAUGGUCUAUGAUAUUAAGAACAGUCCGAAUCUGCGUUCCGCUGUUCCCGAUCCCUUACUCAACGCCUACGCUAACCGUAGUCCCCGUCAGACCAACGUCGGAUUCAAGCGCUUCGAAUACAGCUGUGUGCAAGCUGUUGACAAGCUGGAAUGUAUGGCCUUCAUCAAGAACGACAUUGCCGAUAUCGUCCUGGUGACACCGGGUGAAGCUUACGUGGGCGAGAAGGAUUUCGGUCUGCAGGCGGUGGUGGCGGAAGCCUUCGGUCGUGAUAAGCUGGAUGCGGAAGACCAAGCUAUGGCCAUUGUCCGCACCACCAGCGGCAUCACCGAUAUCAGUCAGCUGCGCGGAAGACGUGCCUGCUUUAAUUCGGUGGGCGACACGGUGACCUGGGACUUGGUGGCCUCGUAUCUCGCACGCCACGCCAAUCAGCUGACACAGCCCCAAUGCCAUGAGAAUACCAUGGAUGUGAUGAUGAAGUACUUUGGAGAGAUGUGCGCGCCCUAUGAUAAUCGCAACUACACCGACGAAGAAAAUAACCGCUACCGGCGCCUCUGCACAUUAUGCGGCGGCGGUGGCACGUGUCCGCAUUUUGCAACGGUCGCGCAGCGGCCGGAUAACUCCCUCAACUGCCUCAUGCAGAACCCCAACGCUGAUGUGGCCUUCGUCUCGGCCACCGUCUUGCGCGAUGCCCUUGGUACAAUGGGCAAUGUUGACAACUACCAGAUUUUAUGCCCCAACCAACAGCCAGUCCCGCUGCGCGGCACCGCCACGGGCGGCGGCGGCGGUUAUGCCGGGCAGGCGCGGAUGCUGGACGAAUCGUGGACGGAGUGUCAUGUGGGGCGGAUCCCGUCCAGCUUGUGGAUCACGCGACAGAGCUUCCAGUAUGCCCGCUAUGCGGCACAGAAAUUCUGGGAAAUCCAUCUGUCGUACCAGUCCAGCGGCCAGCAGCGGCCACAGUGGCUGACCAGUCCCAGUUUCUUUGUGGGCAGCUACCGGAAUAAUGCACAGCCAUCUGGUGUCAAUUUCAAGUUUGAUACGGUGCUAACGGUGGAUAAUCAUUUGGGUGCGUAUAAAGCGUAUCUGGAGGAUCCCAUAGUCUGCAGUGCGUCCGCACGUGCCAAGUUGUGCACCACUUCCGCUCUGGAGCUGGAGCGAUGCGGCCUAAUGAAGCUAGCAUUCCAGGCACAUCGCAUCCGCCCGGAACUCGAAUGUCAACCACCGGUGAAGAAUCCAUAUGUCUGUCUGACUAAAAUCAACGCCAACCAAACGGAUAUUGCGAUGGUCGAUGUUGGUGACCUUGUUGCCGCCGGAAGCCACUUUAACGCCAUCCAGCUUGCUCAGGAGCGCUUCGUUAGCCGUGACCGUCUAGGCAGCACCAGCUCCAUCUUCGACGAGGCGUAUUCCGUGGCAUUGGUCCGCGAUCCCAACAUCCGCAGCCUGAACGAUCUUCGCGGAAAGCACGCCUGCUUCAGCGGCGUCUUUGAGGCCAACGGCUUCAUGUUGCCCAUUAACGCGCUGCGCCGCAAUGGUCUAUUGGGCCACAGCGACUGUCAGAAUAUCCGAGCGGCGGCCGAUUUCUUCGGGGACUCCUGUCUGCCGGGUCUGUCGGAUGCCGAACUCAAUACCAACGUGUGGACCGACGACAAGGCCAAGCUGUGCCGUCGGUGUGAGCGCGGUGAGCAGUCAUGUGCGCGAGGCGGAGAUAAUAAGUACGACGGGGAGAUGGGCGCGUUGAACUGCCUGCGCGACGGAAAAGGGGAUGUGGCAUUCGUGUCCCAUACGGUGCUGAACGAGAUUCCGGAUGAACAGCGGAGGAUGUUCUAUUUAGUGUGCGGACAGGCUAAUUCCGGGACGGCGCAGGGCAUUGAUUCGUAUAAUACCUGCAAUUUGGAAAAGGCACCUGGUGGCGUUAUCGUCACGAACCGGUACAAACCGCUAGCAGAGAAGCGCCGCUUGACCGACAUGCUGCUGACCGCCAGCAGUCUCUUCAGUGCCGACCUGACCAUAAACAACUUCCAGAACGUCCGCAUUGAUCUGCGCUCUGGCGCCAUGGACCGUGCCCGCAAGACCUACCACAUGUUCGGCAAACGCAACCGUACCGACUCCUACCUCACCUACUCUUCGACCUCCAAUUUCUACGGCCAGACCGGCCAGACGGGCGGUAGCCAAUACAACAGCGGCAACAACCAAUACAACAACCAAUAUCAGAGCAACCAAUACCAGCAAAGCACCUCAUCGUACUACAACAGCAACAACAAUUAUCAACAGCAGCAGAAUCAGCAACAGCAAUCCCAGUACAGCAAUCAGCCACUGAGUACCCUCAAUACCGCCGGCCACUACGCCAUCUUCAGUCCGUCGGCGUAUGAUCUGCGCGGUUUCGGUGACGAUAACACUACCCACGUGGGACUGGCGCUGGGUUCGUACCGGGAACUGGCCGAGCGGAGUAACUGGCGGGUGUGCAUUGAUACUGGCACGGCCGCCCGCCCAGCGGUGGCGGGCAUGUUUAGUGUUCUUGUGAUGGUGGUGCUAAGCAGGAUCCUGUUGUGAGAAUGGUCAACGGUGGGAGUUUAGUUUUGUAUUAACGUUUUUGUCCGGGAUUUUAUUGGGAGAAUAUGUGCCACUGAUACCAAAAUGCGUAGCGCGUUGAGGGGUUCUUCGAUUUCGUUUUUUUGUUGCAGGACUUUUUUGUGGAAUAUAUUUAUGUACCCAGUAAAAACUAACAUUAAUGCAAUCGCCGGUUCGUACGAGAUAUUUGUGCGGAAUAGUCGUUGUUGAUGUUGUUUCUUGUGUAAUUAAUAAAGUUACCAUAGAUCGAA